This is a messenger RNA of Recurvomyces mirabilis, 1296 nucleotides long. RefSeq lists its product as uncharacterized. The coding region runs from base 1 to 1296 and encodes 431 amino acids. The record is from RefSeq and is a predicted model, not a curated record. NCBI's taxonomy places the organism in Eukaryota, Fungi, Ascomycota, Dothideomycetes, Mycosphaerellales, Teratosphaeriaceae. The transcript has 3 exons.
AUGGUCGUAGUACAUUUGCCCCAAGGCUCCUACGAGGGCGGUACUCAAGGUGACGUCAAUUGCUACCAUGGGAUUCCAUACGCACAGCCUUUCGAACGCUUCAAGUCUCCGAAGCCGGUGACGAAGGCCUCGACCUCAUCAGGCGUUCAAGAUGCGACCAAAUUCGGCCCAAUUUGCCCUCAGAAUGCAUCGAGGCUGGAACCGCAUGUCUACGGUCGAUGGCCUGCUCCACCGAAUGGAGGUCAUCCGGACGAGAGCGAUUGCUGCGUGCUGUCCGUGUAUCAACCAGAAUCUGCAGCGCAAAAGUCCGGUCAGAAGCUGCCUGUGAUCGUGUACAUGCACGGUGGAGCUUGGCAGACUGGUAGUAGUGAGAUCAACUGGUAUACUGGGACUGCCCUCGCACGAGAUGGCAACUGCGUAGUAGUCACGAUCAAUUACCGAGUAGGAAUACUUGGCUACAUGUACCACCAAGGCAAAGAUCUUGCCUGCGGCACAGAGGACCACAUACUUGCCCUUGAAUUUGUACGCACCCACAUUGAACUAUUCGGCGGCGAUCCCAGCAACAUCACAGCGGCUGGACAGUCUGCAGGAGCAUACAACACCCAACUGCUGCUUGACCUCCGCCCGGAUCUCUUCGAAAGAGCUAUAAUCAUGAGCUCGCCUGCAAAUAUGGCAUUCACCGUUGAGAACGGCAACAAGAUCGCCGAAGCCGUCAAAUCGAGUUUACCAUCCGGCCAAACGCCACAGACAGCCAGUGUCACUGAGCUCUUACAGGCACAAGCAUCUGCUUCAGUCAAGGUAGGUGGGCUUGCACAAUUCGCUCCAGUCAUCGCAGAUGGGAAACCGCCAGGUGGUCGUCAUACUGUAAAGGAUGCGGCCUCCCGGAAGGAUAUCUGGGUGACUUGGAUGCAGCAUGACGGAUCUGCUUUUGCUGCUCUUGCGGGUGGCUUCGAGACUAAGGCAUCCGACGAGCUGAGCAUCAAGAUAACAGACGACGUCUUCAAGAAUCCUUCCAUUGAGCUCGCGCAGCGACUUGCAAAGGCUGGGCACAAGGUGGGGACCCUGGAACACCAAUGGACACCAGAAGGAUUCAAGCUCGGUGCGACUCAUUGUCUAGAUCUCCCGCUGAUACUGGGCGAUGCUGAGGCGUGGAAGCUGAGCCCAAUGCGAGGAAAGGCUUCAAACGAGGAGUGGGACAGGAGAGGAUCCGCGGUCAGGAGAGCCUUUGGGCAAUUCGCAAGGACUGGUGAAGUGCCUGAAGUGCUAGAGGGGACAGAAAUCAAGUCCAUUUCAUAG